UUGAUUCACCCCAUGUUUGUAAAUAGAAACAGCUUCCGGCAGUUAUGGAAGACUCAGGCAAUAAGCUGGCGACCACCAUCAUAGACGAAAAUUUGAUUGGCAAACGUCACGAAUUCGAUGGUCCAUUCGGUAAAAGGCACGUCAUCUACUGCGAUUACACUGCGUCGGGCAAGCCAUUGCACUCAAUCGAAUCAUUCAUCAUGAAAGAGGUUCUGCCAGUCUAUGGUAAUACUCACACGACGACUUCCAUUACUUCGGUACAGACGACACUCUUCAGGGACGAGGCUAGAGAAAUUCUACGACACGCAGUUGGAGCGUCCGAAAAUGAUGCACUAAUAUUUGCAGGCAGUGGUUGCACAGGUGCGAUUCACAAGCUAGUAGGUAGCCUCCAUCUAGCUGAACGUCCAAUUAUCUUCGUCGGUGCAAGUGACCAUCACUCGAAUCUGUUACCCUGGAGAGAAAUAGCAUCAAGAAUUAUUCGCAUCCAAGAAGACUUAAAGGGCCUGCUAGACACCGACGCACUGGAACAUUCAUUAAAGAUAGCCCGCAAAGAAAAUCGGAAAAUGAUUGGAUGUUUCGCAGUAGCUUCGAAUAUCACUGGCACGCUUUAUCAAGACAUGAAAAUCACCGCAUUACUCCACCAGUACGGAGCUCUUUCCUUCUGGGACUAUGCCACAGCAGCUCCCUACGUCAAAAUAGCUAUGAAUCCUACCUCGGCGACAUAUCCAUCAGGUGUAGCUCACAAGGACGCCAUUUACUUUUCGAUGCACAAAUUUGUUGGCGGCGUUCAAACACCUGGUAUCCUGGUUGUCAAAAAAUCUCUUCUUAAGAAUCACGUUCCACACGGAGCCGGCGGCGGGACGGUCCUCUUUGUCGACCGAAACAGCCACGUUUACACGCGUGAUAUCGAAAUGCGUGAAGAAGGCGGUACUCCAGCUAUCGUGGAAAACAUCAGGGCCGGCCUAGUAAUGAAAUUAAAAGAAAGCGUCACUGCUGAGUGGAUUAUGAAGAGAGAGGAGACUCUUAAUAAACUCGCCUUUCAAAAAUGGCAAAAUGUUCCAGAACUGAUUAUCCUAGGAAGCAUAACAGCACCGCGAUUGUCCGUCUUCUCAUUCGUCGUCCGUCACUUGGACACCGGCUAUUACUUGCAUCACAACUUUGUUUGUGCGUUGCUCAACGACAUUUAUGGCAUUCAAGCCCGAGGUGGUUGCGCUUGUGCCGGACCGUACGCCCAAGAUUUGCUCGGAAUGAAUGAAACUCUUACUGACCUAUUCCAAGAAAUGAUUGUCGACGCUGAAGAUGGCCAUUAUUACGAUAUCCUGAGGCCGGGCUUUACGCGAUUAAAUCUUCCCUAUUUUGCCCCUGAUUCAGAAAUUGAUUACAUCAUCAAGGCUGUUGUGGCAAUAGCUAAACACGGAUGGACCAUGUUGCCUUACUACCGAACGAAUAUUGAUACUGGAGAAUGGCAUCAUCACAACCCAAAAUUAUUACCAAACGCCAAUCGAAAAUGUUUAGCCGAAUUCGACUUCCGCGUAAUUCGCAAACCAGUGAGCCACAUCGAAGAAUCCAACGUAGCAACUGAAACGCCAAUCGAUUACGAAGAUUACCUUCGAAAAGGAAAUGAUAUUUUCCGAUUAGCUAUGGAAGAUGACUGCGUAAUUAAUCAAACAGAGCAGCAACUUCAUUUCGACAACAACCCUAAGGCAAACAAGUUGCGUUGGUUUCUUUUCCCUAAUGAAGCCAAUAAUAAGAAACCCUUAAAUGGCAAAGUGACUCCACCCUUCACGCCUCGUCGAUACGCUAAAAUUAUAGCACAAUGUGAAUACCAUUUGCAACAUUACUCGACCUUGCAAAAAGAAGACAAUUUGUACGAAUUAGCUCCAGUAACAACCAACAAGCGUAUGCUGCGUUUUCGCAAUCGGCGCAAGUGUUUCCCAGGAACUUCGUAAGG
This is a messenger RNA of Daphnia carinata, 1951 nucleotides long. Its product is annotated as probable cysteine desulfurase. NCBI's taxonomy places the organism in Eukaryota, Metazoa, Arthropoda, Branchiopoda, Diplostraca, Daphniidae. The record is from RefSeq and is a predicted model, not a curated record. Bases 45 to 1949 code for a protein of 634 amino acids. The transcript has 2 exons.